AUGGCACCGCGUCCUGCCUUAACGUUACUACCACGCCACGGAAACAUGCUCCUCAAAGUGAGGCUGGGAGAUUCUCAGAAGUUUAUUAAGUUGGCAGAGCCAAAUCUGACCGACUUCCUGAAUGCAGUCUUUGCAAAGUUUGGAGUUACAAUUCUGGACUCCUCUGGGACAGAAGUGGACGAGGAGGUGUUUGAGGAUAUUGUUUCCAGUCCUUCAGUUGGGGUGCUGACUAUCAAACAUGAUGGAGAACCUGUGUCCGUGGUGCCUUCUCCAGACUCUGCGUCCACUGAGAGUUCAUCAGACACUAUACCCGUGGUGACCACUCCAGAGUCUUGCCGAUCACCAUCUUUGGAUUUGUCAGAUUCACAGGAGACUAUCAUUAUCUCAGAUACUCCUGCCGGGAAACGGCAGAGACUCGACUCAGAGUCUAAACAAUGUGUCGAGUCCAUCCUUGCAAGGAAACCAGGUGGAGACCGCAUAAUGAAUGAGUACAAUCGCACCAAGUCCUUGACAGAUGAAUCCAGAAGGAAGAUUGUUAAUAUGCUUGUAGCGGACAUGACAGAGAAAAAUGGGUCAUCACCUACCAGGCAGGUGAAAGAGAUGUAUGCCAGAGGAAUUGUGACCUUAUUCCCUUCCCUCAGUGACCCUUUCUCAAAGAAUGGCUAUGAGCAUUAUUAUGACAGUCAAAGUGGAUCUGGAUACCUGGCCUGGAGGAUUAAAACCAUCCAAAGGAGCACAGCUAGAGACAGACGAGCAUCGUUUGAAGAAGGAAGACCUGGAAAAACUACUGAGGGAGGACCGACAGCCAGACGUGAGCUCCAGUACCUUCCAGAGAAAAACCUGAGUGAGGAUGACAAUGUGUUGUCGGAGUUUCCGAGGUUUAAAGAUGUGAAAGGCUUGAUUGAACAGGAUUUUGUUCUGAUGUUUGGAGAGGGGGCAUCUGGAAAGCUUCUGGAGCGGUGGCCGACAACAUUUAAGAAAAAGGUUAUCCAACAGUGCCGGAAGCUUCCAUCAACAAGUGAAAUUGAAGAACUUCUCCUGGCUGCAGAUCCCCCUGAGGAUGUCACUGAAGUUGAUGCUGGUUGGGACAGUGAUCUCUCGUCAAUUCUAGUGCUGUCACACCUGAUUCCCCCAACUGCACAAGGUCGGAAGAAGCCUGGCAAGGUGUCGGCCACCCAAGCAGAGAAACACCUUGUUGUCUUUAAAAAGACUGGAACUAGUAUUCAAGAGCACCUUGAUGAGAUUACCACCAGCAAUCAACCCUACCUUCUUGCAGUUGGAGUCCGUAAGAACGCUAGCCACCUGCAGACCAACAAGUUUGUGGAUAUGAAGGAUCUGUUUGCGGCUCUGCUGCAGAAGCUGCAUCAGGAGAUGAAAGACUGGAACAUCAAAGUCAAAGCGGACACUGUCCACAUCAAAGAGGUGUCCAAGAAGGUGUAA
Messenger RNA from Knipowitschia caucasica, 1440 nucleotides. Lineage: Eukaryota; Metazoa; Chordata; Actinopteri; Gobiiformes; Gobiidae. The record is from the annotation of a GenBank genome assembly.